UAGACUGGAUGCAGCUUCGUGUUAUAUUAAUCAUCAUGUUCGCUUCUACUCUGGAUAUCUUUAUGAUUCAAUGUUGUCAAUGCCGUUUUCAUUAUUCAAUCAUUUUCGCAGACUUUUUCAUUGCUGUAGUAGAACACGCUAAACUUGUGCAGAAUCCGUUAAUUGGAAGAACUUUAGAAUGGGGAGGGAAGAUACAAAUAGUCGAAUCACAUGACCAGAACCAGACACUUGCUGAGGUCUGCAAACAUCUGAAAACUGGAGCAACUGCACUUAUCGACAUGUCUGCUCCAAAUGUUGGAUUAUUGAUACGGUCAUUUGCACGUACAGUUGGUCUGCCAUAUAUUACUGUGGUGGACCCUUCAACAUUACAGUCAAAGGACUAUGACCCUGACCUGCACAUAGGCGUGGAGCCACCUGGGUCGACGAUGUUUCGAGUCAUACCAGACAUUGUUAAACAUGGGAGUCUCACCAAGAUUGCAAUACUUUAUGAUCAGUCAUUUGAUCUCCAUACUAUAGCCAAGAGAAUUUUAACUGGUGUUCCAGCACAACAUUUAUACCAGGAAAUUGCCCAAGGAGACGAUCUGGCCGAACAGAUGAAAAAGCUGAAAGAUAUAGGGACAAAAGUUUUCAUUCUUGUUUGUGAUAAAAACAGCGCUGACAGUGUUUUAAUCGAGGCAUUCAAUCAAGAGCUUAUGGAUGAAGCUUACAACUGGUUUGUCAUAACUAAGACACAUGAACUAACGUGCUCUAAAUGUAGAGCCUUAGGACAGUCAGCUACAGUGAUACAUAUCAACGGUAACGAAUCAUACAACUAUACGUCACGUGAUGCUUACUUGGACUUUGUCAAGAUACAGCUCAGAGAGAACUUCUUCACCAUAUACGGAUUCAAUAUUGACGAAGCUUUUAUGUAUGAUUUGCGAAUGAUUCUGGACGAUGUUUCAACUCGUUUUAUUAACGCCACACCAAUCAUCAUCCCGGAUUGCAAUACUGUUUCUCUUGUAAGGAACCAGUCCCGAGUCGACGAAUCAAGGAGAAUCGUGGAGCCUUUCAAAACGGCAAAACGGACUGGUGUUUAUGGAAAUAUAUCAUACAGGAAUGGCAUGCUGAGACAGGAUGUCCAGUUAACGAUUAACCGUAUCAUACUUGAUAACUUAAAUAAAAAUACGUUAGGAACGUGGAACGAACAAGACCAUAUAUCUGUCGAUGGAAAACUAACAAAAGAAGUAGGAAAGAAGAAAUAUAGGGUAGUCAUUGUUCCGAAGUAUGAGCCUUUCGUGAUAAAGUUGAGUGAUAAUUCCAAGAAAAAUGUAACAAGAGCUGACUACGAUGGGUAUUGCUUAGAUCUACUCGACGCUAUUGCUGAUACAGCUGAUUUUGAAUAUGAGAUUGAAGAGUCACCAGAUGGUUUGGUUGGCGCUAUGUCAGAUGAUGGUUCGUGGGAUGGUGUUAUAAAACAUUUAAUGGAUAGGAAAGCUGAUAUUGCAGUUGGACCAAUUUCAGUGAUGGCUGAGAGAGAAAACGUGGUUGACUUUACAGUUCCAUAUUAUGACCUUGUAGGAUUGACCAUACUCAUGAAGAAACCUAAGUUUGAUUACAAAAUUACAAAGUUUAUUGAAGUUCUAGACAAUUAUGUGUGGCUGUGUAUCAUUGCUGCUUUUUUCUUAUUUAGUGGACUGCUGUGGGCCUUUGAUAAGUUUAGUCCCUAUAGUUACCAGAACGAUCAAACACUUUGGGAUGGACAAGGACCAGAGCCUAGGGUUUUCUCUUUCAAAGAGGGGAUUUGGUUUUGUAUGAUGUCACUGACACCACAAGGUGGUGGUGAAGCACCUAGAGCAUUAUCAGGUAGACUUAUAGCUGCCACUUGGUGGUUGUUUGGGUUCAUAGUUAUUGCAACAUAUACAGCAAAUUUGGCUGCAUUCCUGACGGUUUCAAGAAUGGACGAGCCAAUCAAAUCCUUAGAUGAUCUAUCGUCUCAGUAUAAGAUCCAAUAUGCACCAAUGAAUGGAAGUACUGGCCUUGUUUACUUUAAAAGAAUGGCAGAAAUUGAACAGAAAUUUUACACAAUUUGGAAGCAGAUGAGUUUGAAUGACAGCUUGGAUGCUGUACAAAGAGCCAAACUUGCUGUUUGGGACUAUCCAGUUAGUAAUAAAUACACAAAGCUGUGGGAAACCAUGCAAGAUACAGGAUUUCCUGACUCUCUGGAAGAGGCCACAAAGAGGGUUAUUUCAGGAGAUUUUGCGUAUAUUGGCGAUGCUGCGGAGAAUAAAUUUCAAACGUUGACAAAAUGUGACUUAUGGGAAGUUGGAGAAGAAUUCAGUCGUAAACCAUUUGCCUUUGCGGUACAAGAAGGCUCACCACUAAGAAAUAUUCUGUCCAAUGCGAUAUUACAACUAUUGAAUCAAAGGAAGCUGGAAACAUUAAAACAUAAAUGGUGGACGAAUAAUCAAAAAAAGAAAACAUGUCCAGACAUUGAAAAUGAAAGUGAUGGUAUAAGCAUAAAAAACAUUGGCGGCGUCUUCCUCGUGAUAGCUGUCGGGACUGCGCUUUCAUUGAUUUGUCUAGCAUUUGAAUUCUACUGGUAUAAAUAUCGACCUCAACAAGAUGGAAUGAGAUAUAAUGUUAAGAGGAACCAAUCAAAAGCUUCAUUGACGACUAGCCCAACAGCAACGACUACUUUGUCCAAUGGUAAUGGUUCUCUCUGGGCUAACAAUGCUCCUGAUUUUGUACCGGAAGAAGAGGCAAGAAGUAACGGUAUGGUUCAUUUUGAACUAAAUGGACAGCUAUAAAAUAUAUAGCGCUUCAUCAUAUGCGAAUAAAACAUUUACAAAAAAUAUCUGUAAAUGAAACAGAUGCCUUCAAGACUGGCUAGAAACGUUUAAAACGCUGCUUUUACAAAUCAUCAAUGUUAGCCAUCGUUGCUAAAGAACCUUGUGGGAACUUGUGCUUUACCUAAACUAGCUGCUUCGUUGAAUUACAUUAUGUGUUUUGUAUUGUGAACAGUGGUUUAGUUUAUAUUUCUUCUAAAUUAAGCGGACUUUAUAAAACCGUGAAAUAUCCAUUAUUUUAGAAUUUGUUAUAUUACUUACAAAAAUAGCAUACAGUAUUUUUUUUUUAGAAAUGUGAUAUUCGUUGACCUUGAUUUUCUUUUUUAAAAAUGUCAUUCUCUC
Molecule: messenger RNA, 3167 nt
Organism: Mytilus trossulus (common blue mussel)
Lineage: Eukaryota; Metazoa; Mollusca; Bivalvia; Mytilida; Mytilidae
Product: ionotropic receptor 25a-like
Exons: 15
Coding region: 9-2786 (925 amino acids)
Biological process (GO): synaptic transmission, glutamatergic; modulation of chemical synaptic transmission; monoatomic ion transport
Cellular component (GO): plasma membrane; postsynaptic density membrane
Molecular function (GO): transmitter-gated monoatomic ion channel activity involved in regulation of postsynaptic membrane potential; glutamate receptor activity
Source: RefSeq, a predicted model, not a curated record